AUGAGUAACAAUGGUACAAGCUGCGAUGGCGAUACUCCCGCAACGAACGUCUUUUUUCCACAAACAUGCACGCACAUAGCUCAUGACUUCAACAUUAAGGGUGAGUUACGCACUGUUCUAGUUACCGGCGGCGAUCGUCUUGUUUUUCUCAAGGAUGGUGUUCGUGUUGCGGAAUCGGGGCCUCUACUCAAGGGCGAUUUGUUACUGUGUGGUUCUCAUCCUAUCACACAAACUUCAAUCAACACACCGCCAGCUGAGUUUCCUCGGGUUAAGCAUAUUUCAAUAUGCCCGUUUUCUAAGGAUACGAUUCGCGUUGUCAUGGUGACGAACAAUGUUGCGUGUUUGUUUGAGGUUGAUGAUUCCGAUUGUAUUCGGCAAGAUUCAGUUUUACCAUUGAAUAAGGGAAUGAUACCCAAGGAAUCGCAAACAGCACCACUGCAAUCUUUACAAUGGGCUUCCCACCACGGACGUUUCGUCGGUAGUGGAAACCCACAGUCUUCGUCAGCGGAUGCCUCUGCUCCCGUACUGGGGCCCUCUCCAGUGGUGCCGAACUGCGCUAGUGAGUUCCGUGUGCGCGUGCGACGACUGGGCAUAUCUGACCCUACAGAAGAACUCGAUCCUCUGCGUCCCCUUUUCGAUUCCCCCAGAGAUGAUGGUGAGGCAGGCCUGUCUGCAAAUCUCUGUCGGAGUACGCCCAUAUCGAAUCAACGAGACGCACGUACUGUGAAAUUAGGCUUCCCGAGGCUAUCGCAUGAACCGUAUCAGAUGCUUGUUAAGCGAAAGACACGUCGCACAACAAUAGUUACAGCAGCUUUCGUGACGGAGCACACUAUAUGCUUGGUCUACGAUGAUGAAGCGAUUUUGGUGAGUUUGAGUUCAUCUGUUUGUGAUUUCUAUGAAAAGACUGAAAAUGCGACAGCCAUGGUGGCGGACGCGCAGGUUCGAACCGUUUGGCGUUCUAUGGGUGCUUAUACUGCCCUUGCGGUCUGCCGUUUCAGCAACUCAGUUGCCCUUUCUCUGCAAUCCUCCACGAUUGUCGUGUUCCCUACCAAUGUCAAACAAUAUCCUAUUGAUUCGUAUGACUUUCCAACGGUGUCGAUGAAAAAAACACCAAGUACAAACAAGCCACCGUUCGUUUCGCUCGCCACCACAAUGAAUUCCCUGCCGAAUACUUUAUUCACACAUGGAGGAAAGCCCACUGGUAGGGGAAGUGAUUUGCCUACGACGUCACUUCCAUUGAACGGCACAUCCACAGAUCGCCGUGAAGAUGCAGAUGUGGUGGCGGAUUCGUUGACGAUCCUGUCUGAGCACGGUCUGACGGCCUUCCUUGGAAUUUAUCGUAUCCAUUGCAUGGAAUGGCAUUGUGUUUCAACUCACACUUUACUUUGUGUUACCUGUGUGCACCCCCGAGACGGCGGGAUGUGCGUGAUGCUCUACACGAUACACUCGCUGCCAACCAUGCCUCCCUUCUCCAACACACUGCACCAGGACGAGGACAUCAGCUAUCGCACGAGCCCGUCUGAUGACGACCAAAGCGGUUUUGACAUCAGCAGGGGGUUGUUUCCCUCUGUUUUACAUCAAAGCUACAUCCUUAACAACUUCGUACAGCUGGUUCCCAUGGGCGUCAUCCCCUUCAUGCAUACCCAUGGCAUAGAGCACUUCUUAGCGUCGUCAAGGCUUUCUGAGGCCACAUCGUCUGGUUUAAAGGGCUCAUCCGCUUUGACAUGGCCAGGCAAGCGGGACGCCUCCACAAUAUUUGUUAAGUACUCAGUCGGCCAAUGCAAUCCCUCAAAUCUGUUUCCUCUUGGCGGGCAUAUGACAGGAAGGGUUCCUUUGAGAUCCAAAUCAUCGUUAGUCCUUCGACACACAGGCCUCAUACCGAGCUUCUCGUGCAGUUCAGAAGACUCUUCACUGAGUGAUACUCUACAGUUCCUGAAUGUUGAGGCGGACGGUACUGUGUGGACUUCCUGUUACAGAUCUGGUAUCCAUCGACAUUCGAGCUCUGUGAUGCAGAGGGCUCAGGGCUUGACAUGCAUGAAUCUCCUUGCCCCGCUCUUCAAGCUUUACGGCACGCUCUACCGCAUGGACGUGCUGCCAAUGUACAAAUACCGACCCUUGGAGAUGGGGCCGGUGACCCCACAUUCGAAGCUGCCUAUGAACGGCGCACGCCGCUAUCGGUUUGUUGGUCAUUUUGACAUGAGCGGAAUUGUAGCUGUCAUCAUGUUAGACCUGUCGGUCUCUACCUAUCGUGUUGAGUGUUUCCUUGCAGCAGGUUCGCGUCCAAUUCUCUCCUUGUGCACGCUUGCCCAGCCCUUCGUCGCGUGCAGGGGUUUUGGUGAAGAAGACAGGCUUGUUGCUGCUCUUUUGGCAGACACGGAUAACCUCCCUGAUGGCGCCUCCCUUGCCGGUAGUGGGGAUAGUGGUCAGCCCCAUUACACGGGACGGGGGGGGGGGGUACGAUCGAUCGCAGAGAGUCGGACUGACGAUGUGCAUGGAUGCUGGGGUAUUGCGAUUUUUUCUCAGCGUUGGACCUUCAGAGGAUUUGCUAGCACGUUGCUCAUGGUGGCCCCGUUCACAUCUCUGCAAAAUCACCAGGCGAUGUCGUUAAACUCAACGCAGAGUCGUGGCUCUUCACCACAGGCUCCGGAGCCGAAGUCGGAGACAUUCCCACCUGUGAACGAUUUAGAGCUAGGGCUUAAGGCUGGAAUGGGGGCCAGGCAUUCUAUGCAGCGCAAGUAUUCAGACAGAAGGUUGAUAUCCCCGGCUUUGCCGGAACCACUCAAGAUUGAUGAGGUCCAAUUGUUCAACCAGCAACAGAAACAAUACGAUGUUCACCCUGAUGCAGGAAAUUUCAUACUGCCGAGUGAGCUUAAAGGACAGUCGCCAUGCAAAUUUGGAAGCCCAAAGAUAAAUUCCAACCUGACUUCUGACGCAAUGUCGCAGGAUACUCCUUGCAAAGAUCCCCAAUAUGUCCUUCGGGGUGGUUGCGUCAUGCCUGAUGGGGAAUGCUUGUAUCUAUCCGCCUCUUAUGACCUUUGCUAUACCGGAGAAAUGGCUACCACUACUUACCCUGAUCAUACGCAAUCAUUUUCACCUUGUAGUGAUGUUGUCUCGCGUACAAGGACCACCCCUGCGGGCUUUUUAAUUCUUCUUCCACCUGCAGAGCUUGAAAGUCCCGAUUUGACGCAUUCAAACAUUCUAGUCGGUGGCGCCUGCAUCGUGCGUGCAGGGCCUGCUACUUUCAUUCCGAUCCAGAACCCCUUUUUCCACCUUCAAGAACUCGUUGGAGACCCAAGCAAUGACGGCGUUGGUGAGUUAAAGCAAGCUGAGGGCAUGCUUGGGGGUGGGGUCGAUCCUUUAACAUCUAGAUUGCGACGUAUCAUAUCUUACCUUCAUGAAAUCAAGGACAGUGCUAAAGAGGUGCAGUGUGAGGUGGUAGCCCAGAGUUCCAGAACGGAGGAAGGGGUUUCGACUCCAGCGUGGGGGGUGCGUGUGCGGAGCCCCGCACUUCCCUCUCAAUGGGUUCAACUUCCUAUUGAACAUGAGAGGUGUAUGACUAUUACACAUAUUAUAGAUCUCCAAGGGCAACUUGUGAUGAACGACACGGUGAUUGGCGUACUUGUUCGAAAGUGCCGUUCUCCUCUCCUUGAGCCUAUCCAAGGACAGGAAUCCUCGCUCAGCCCGGGGAAGUUGAUGCGGGGAUUCGAGGCUUGUGAUAUUGACGACACUGAGUUGCUUCUGUACGGGAUUCCCGCCAUGCAGCCUGACAGAGGCGGUGAUGAUCCUGUGUUUGAUCUAGAGGCGAUCAUUACUAACGUUGAUUCUUUUUUUAUGGGUCCACGCGGUGAGGUGCUAGUGAAGCAUCGACACAGGCUAUCCCGUUGGCUUCGAAGCUUCCCUAGCUUCCAGAGUAAUGAUGGACGCGUCACAGGCCACUGCUACAGUUAUGUAGAGGAUGUGCAACAUCGGUUGGAAUGGUUCCAGCCUUCAUUUCCGGUCUCACUGGCAGUUCAUUCUUCAGUUGUUCCUUCUGCGCCCCAUCUGAGCACAGUGGCCUCGUGCAGUGUGGAGAAUCUCAACAAACCCAAUGGAGGUGACGGCGGCAAUUUUCUGGCGAUGACUUACAUAACGGAACCAACUACAAAGAUGGGGGAUAAUACCGCUGACAGCGAACAAUCCGAGCAGCGGUCCCGAGUUUCCCCUCGAACUCAUCUUAUCUGUUCCUUUUCUGACACUGACUACCUCAGAAUGUUGCCCACCCCAUUCGCCUCGGAGGCCGCCAGCUUUGAAGACAGUGUACGACCCGUUCCUCAGUACCAUCCUGAGUCUGUAAUGCAGCUUAUCGGCAUGGAGCGAUGGCGGGCGCUGGGCGCAAUAUUGGGCGCGGUAGCGAAAGCUGCUCGCGCAUGCGUGGUUGCCAAAGACAGAGCUGCGCUGGGCCAUGAACUUUCUGUACGUGGUUCCUCGGAGUCUUCGACUCCGUGCAUGGCUUGCGGUGGUGCAGGGCGUGUACCUUUAGCGCCUACCCCAGGGGUUGUCAGGGGGUUAUUUCCCACAGCUAUUCAGGCAGCCACCCUGGCGCACGAGCUGUGCACUCCUCGUCAUUAUGGAUCUCACAGGGGGAGGGAUCCGUGGACCUUCUGUGCGCCAAGACCUGUUGCCCUUGAUGUUGCUUGCGAAGAGGAAGCCGCAGGCGGCACACCGUCGGUAAUGACCAGUCUCGCAGCAUGUCAUUUCUUUGAUACCGCCAUGAACGAUGACCUCAUACAAGACCUCAGAGUACUUCUCCCUAAGGUAUCCCUCCACGGUCUCAGCAGUAGGGCUCAGCUUGAUCUUGUGUGCAUCGUGGAAGCCCUGGGGGCAGCGCGCCGCUUUGGGAUUAGUCUUGACGAGGCUGCCUCGCGCUUUUACUUCUUUUUCAAGUUGAACGAGCUGCGUGGGCGGUUGCAACCGGUGGGACUGAGCCCGGCAACAACUGGUCCUGAGGGGGGGGUCACCAUCUUGCAGUUUGCCACUGACCACACGGCGGCACGCGUCGUUGUAACGAUGUCGUAUCUAUGGGCUGCCAUGUCGGACUCCCAGGCGUUGAUCCUGCGGGAGCUCUUACCUGGUCUGCCCAUAGAUCUGUCGUAUAAAUUUUCAGGGGCCUUGAUUAGUGGGGCGGCUGGAGAGGUGUUUCUUCCUUCCCCUAAAGCGAUAACUUGGGAAUUUCUGGAGAGAUGUGGCGUGGCGUAUUGGCUGAAGGAUCCGUCACAACUCCGGGUGCUGGCGGAUGCUGUUGCCCGGGAACAGUUCCGAGCUACUAAGAGCAUACCAGACUGUGCUUUGAUGUACUGCAUCUCGGGGAAUGUGAGUACCUUGGUGGCGCUAUGCAAGGAGCGAAAGGAGAACAGGUUGCGUGACUUCUACAGCCGAGACUUCAGCGAAGGGGCCAAUCGCCGCGCGGCGGUAGCUAACGCGUACGCUGCGUUGGGCAAGAACCUGAUCAGCUACGCUGCCUCCUUCUUUCUAUUGGCUGGGGACCUCCGCAGCGCUGUCCAGAUUAUUCUGCAGCGACAACAGAACCCUUCUUUGGCGUUGUUUGUGCUCCGUUCUAGUGUCAUUUCGCAACGUGACAAUUCGGGCGCUGCAAAGGUAGCGACUACGCACGCUGAGGACUUACAGUGGUUCCUCCAGGUUUUGCGUGCAGAGUCAUGCGGCGUGCAGAUGGAUCUAUGGCUCCAGGGAUGUCUUUACUGGGUAAUGGGUGGUCAAGAGGGUAAAGUUACCGCACUUCAGUGCCUCGCCCGACACCCUACAGGGCAUCCAGAGGUGUUGUGCGUACUGCGCCACGCACGCAAGAGGGUGGCGGAAUUGUCUCAGCGCGAGAGGGACUUUCUUUUAUUUGAAUGCGAGCUCUUAUGUCUUCUACGUUUAGGGCGGUAUUGCCAAGUUCAUCGACUGGAUCUGAAUGCUCAACUCCACUAUGCUGAUGUACAGAGGUUGCUCAAGGGCUACAGCACUGAGAUGGUGCUGAUGCCUCGUAGGAACCCCACUGGUGCAUGGACCGAAUUUUCAAGUUCGCAACUUAUCGAGAAGAGGCCAAGGACGUCAGCGAAAAAGUCUCGACUUCAGUCAGACUAUAACACGGGGACAUUGAUGUUUGAGGGAUUCGGCAAUAGGGCGAGUGAUGAUGAUGAGGAUGAAAGCGUAUCUACGGAGGCAGACUCCCACACACUCGUCGGGGAGCAUUGGAGCGAACGAAAAGUGUCAGUAUCGACAAACACUAUAGGACCUGCGUCGACAGCUAUUGACGCUUUGAGGGGCCCUGUACUUGGCAUCUCGAAGCGUUUCGUUGACAUGAUUGAGGCAGAAAUUGCAUAUGCCACUCUGAUUCUGCGUGGUGCUCCGUGCACCGAACAUUGUCCACGGGCCUAUUCCCCACAAACAGACCGAGAUAGGGGUAGUUUGGCUCAUCCAAUGUGCACAUCUACUGUGCUUUCCAUAACGGACACGGGACUUUAUAAUGUUUUGUAUCCACUGCUUCUUAGCGUGAUGCGAGAGAGUCCGUCUGCGGAGAUAGAGCGCUGCUUGACCAACUUACUUACUUACCUCCUGCCUGAUCUCGUGCAGGUGGCGUGGUCACCUCCGCUUCCUAUUUUAUCAUCCCCACCGCAUUCGGACAUCUCCCAGACAUCACAAUUUGCUUCCCCUUUUCCGAGGAAUCCCACACAUGUGGUACUAAUGAUGGUACUAUUUCUUUCACUCAGUGAAGUUGCGACUAGGUCACAAAAUCAACCAUUAGCAUGUGUAUUGGUGCGGGUAUCGUGUUACUCCCUUAAUGAUCUCGAGCGUGGGGCCACUUUCGUGGGCCUCCCUGCCGCGACGCGUGUGCACCCUGUGGUGGCUUUCUGGAGCUGUCUGCAUUACCACCUUGCUGAAUUUUGCUUCGACAACCACAGGGAUAGUCACGUAACGAGCGGCCCGGACGACACGGUUGUAGGGUCGGAGGCUGUGGACCACGCCACCGCCAGGUCAGGUGACAGCGACCUGGAUGGGGGGGGUAGCCUACCGGUGACGUCCUCGGAAUACGAAGCGUUUUACCAAACUUUAUUUGCUGCUGCUUCGAAUGAAAAGUGUAUUCCGAUGACUUCUCAGGGUUCUUCUACCGCCACCACCCCCGAUCCCGAGCGGCAGCUGUUUGCGCGUGAGGUGGACUUGAUUGACUGGCACUUCGCCUGGUCCAGCUGCUACGUGAGCGCGCACGUGCUUCAAGUGCUGUGGAGUAUAUCAGAGUAUGGCGCUGAGAUGGCGAAUCCGCAGUCGCCUACCACACAGUUAGGGGUCCGGGCUGAGAUAUCGCAUUCAUUUAGGGAAGGUACCCCAAGAUCUAAAGGGGCAUCUUAUGAGGCAGAGUCGUUUGAAACCCAGCACAGCUUUCGAAUAUGGGUGUUGCUCUGCUGCUGUAUGGCCUACGCGACUCUCCAUUUUGACAGACUGGCAGCGGAUUGCUACACAUGCCUGCAGCGGUUCCACUUGAGCUACAAUGACGACAGGCAGACAGCACCAAACGGUGUGCUCGUGGAGGUGAGGCAUGCGCUUAGCCGCACAUUGGCAGCGCUUUGUGCGUUUCUGGAGGUGGUGUCUGCAUCCCGCUGCCGAGCCGUGCCGACCUUCGCUUUUAAAGCAGACUCUGCCUCUGGUUGUUAUGAGGGAGAUAUCACGCAGGAAAAGGUGGGGGCAGAGGAAGGUCUAAAGGAAGAGAACGCUACAGAAAGUACUUUCGCCGAUUUUUCAUCGCUGCAUCCUCCUCUUUUGGGAGUCCCAUCCACGAACAUCGCCGCUUUUCUGGUUCGGCUUUGCGCAGCCCACGCGGAGCUCUUUUUGGGACUUCCGUCGGUUGGGCAGGCCGAGACCCUAGAGCACCUCCGAAGACGACCGGUGCAAACCUUUUCAUUGCUGCCCGGCAGCGAGAUUGGUGUCAUGACGGGGUGCGGUGGUCGAACUUGUGGGCAGGGGGGUGUGAGUGUGAGCAGAAACCCCAUUUUCCGUAUUUUUGAUGCGCCCGCGGGAGAACAUGGUUGCGAGGGUGGAGAGGGUUGUGAUGGUGGGUACGGGUGGGAGCUGGAUCGGCGUGGUCGCGCGGUGCUUCAGCGGAUGGAAUUGUACUGGCAGCGACUCCAUCAUACCUACAGAUCCUUUCGAAACCAGCUUCUAACGAUCUCAACUAAAGGGAUCCUUUCAGAUGACCCCCUAGUGACGGAACGCCUUUUGCUCAAUCACAGCAGUCACAGUAUCCGAUGCCUGGACUUUGAUUACUCAAGUUGCGAGAGCUUGGUGUGGGCCACCGAGGCUGGUCUAUUUGUGAGCCACGGCUUUCGUGAGCUUCUUGCCAGUGACAACGAGGACGCGUUGAAGACCCAAGCCCUAGAGAGGAACAUGGCAACAGCGGCCUUCUCACGUGGGUUUGAAGCACAGUUGAGGUUGUUGGAUAUGCUUAAUUCAAAAGGCGGUUCUUUAGCAACGACACCUUCAUCGGCGGCGAUGACACUGGCAGGCCGUCCACGGGCUGCCAUCGCCGUUAGCAUGUGCUUGGUAUCACACCCACAUCUCCCGUUUUUUCUCAGCAACCACCCAGACGGGCACCUGGAUUUGUAUCCUUUCGCCUCCCCCGAAUGCAUAGCAUCGUACUUAUGCCCGGGAGGCUGUUGUGCGACGACGCCAGUGAGCUUCAGCACCAAUGGUUGGCAGUUCACUGUGGGCCUUCAAGACGGCUCCAUUGUGGGCUGGCGCUUUGCUACCGUGGACGCAGACAAAGCACUAAUGUUUUGCCUCCCAUCGUGGUUCCUUCCCUCUGGGGUGAGGGCAGUAUUUUUCUGUGGGGAGCAGACUUCGAGGGUUGUGGCUGUGGGCUCCGUUUUGGAGCCACACCGCACAAAUCCAGUCUUUAGGGGGGUUUCAGGGGACGGUGACUACAUCAUCCGCUCACACGACAGCAGACCGCAAGCGCCCGCAGGUGCUACUCAUCAAGAGAGUCGUGACCCUUUCACGGCAACAGCGACUUGGCUUCCGUCAGAUGAAGAUAGCAUAACCGAAAGUGCCCAUUUAGAUGCCUCCCUCCAGGAAUCCGUGAUGAGGGCCUCGCUGACUAGCGCAAGCAGCAUUCCGACUGGUCGAAAUCGUCACCCACAUCCUGUUACGGUGCAGGUUUCAGAGAUUCUCGUCAUCGAUACAGCAUUGAAGGUCGGGGAGGUUGUGGUGCGCUGCGCACUGCCAUUCACGGCUGAGUUCGCGGUCUAUCUGAAUUCUCUGGACGUUGUGUUGGUCGUCUCGGUGGAGGGUUUCAUCGCUGCCUAUGAGGUUCACUUGGGCAGGCUGACGCUGCUUAACGAUAUGCCCUUGGCCGAGAUGAUCCAGGGACGGCGGCUGGGCGGCUCAAGAUCGAGUGAAGCGCAUUUGUCCGAUCUCAUCGACAGCGCCUCGACGGAAAUGAUCACCGCAAUCGCUGUCAGUCCCUACGAUCCUAUCCUUGCGCUUGGCACCUCUUCCGGUUUCGCUCUCCUCCUUAGGGUGAAUACGGUGGCAGAGACUAUCCGUUGCCGCAACACGGGAGGUAAGCCACACAGCAACAUAGCGAAACAGUGGACUUUUACGUAUUUCCACCCACACCGCACGCAUAUCAGUCAACACGGCCACAAUAGGGCCGUCAACCGAGUUCAUAGCCUUCCGUCGCGUGUUGAGCCCCCGGAUAGGAUAGGUCGCUUAGUCUACUAUUACGAACCCACAAACCACCACGGUGGGUGCCUCGCGGACUAUGUUUUGAAAGCGGAAUCCGUUGGUAGCGACGGCGAGUUGGCCGUAGACGCGCCUGAGGGUGAGUCAACGCGAUGCCUUCCACUUCUGCAGCAUGCCACGCGCGUGCAGAUGGCGCCCUUGCAGGGACGGCCGAACUCGUCGGUGUUAGACCUAAAGUUUGCUCCUUCUGUGCUCCUUGCAGGCCUAAAAGAUGGUUCGCUGAUGGCUGCACGACUGAUCCCUGAAUCGCUGCGACGGUUUUUUUUACAUCGCGUACCGUCCAAAGUAGAUGUUUAG
Messenger RNA from Phytomonas sp. EM1, 10071 nucleotides. Lineage: Eukaryota; Euglenozoa; Kinetoplastea; Trypanosomatida; Trypanosomatidae. The record is from the annotation of a GenBank genome assembly.